CAGACCGCCGCUUCUGCGUGAGGAAGCACAAGGCACCAUGGUGAGUAAAGAGCCCAGCAAAUGCUUACUCACCGCCUCGGACAGCGACGUCGAGCCCGCGGCUUCCCUGGCGCUGGAGAUGAAAUACGCGCUGGAUCCCAACCGGCAGAUCAAGAAACGGAACAAAGCCCUGCAGGUGAGGUUCAAGGAUAUCUGCGAGGCCCAGAACGAGCAGAGGGACAAGCAGCUCUCCACGUCCUCCACGCAGGACCCCGACAAGAGGGAGGCCAAGGCCAUCUCCUACAAGACGGCCUAUCGCAAGUACAUGACGGUGCCCGCCCGCAGGUCCAUCCCCAAUGUCACCAAGAGCACAGGAGUCCAGACUUCCCCUGAUCUCAAAAAGUGCUACCAGACCUUCCCUCUGGACAGGAAGAAAGGGAAUAUUCUGAAAAGCGCCUCGACCGUGGACACGUUACCGAGCGAGAACAACGGGUUCCUGAUCGAGGUGAAGGACAGGGAGGGCCGGGGCCCGGGCGAGGCCGCGGCGUGGGGCAGGAAGGCCGGCAGCCUGCACACGGCCGAGUUCAUCUCCCACAUCUCCGAGCGCGCCGCGCACGACGACGGCGCCGAGGCCUGGAAAAGCAGCGAUUUGCACACUUCUCCCAAAGAGCCUCCUCCUCUGCCCAACUUGGCCGAGCCCGGCGUGGAGGAGCCGGCGCGGCCGCCCGGCCGGGGCAGAGCGGCGGCGGCGCGGUUGGGGAGCGACGAGGCCGCCCAGCCCCUCCACGGGAGGGUCUUCAAGACCGAGGUGGCCACGGUUUAUCUGCCGGCCUCGCAGCCCGACCUGCCCAGCCUGGGCGACUGGGGGCCGUGCCCCGAGGAGGACGACAAGAGGACGGUGCAGCUGAACGGGGUGCAGGCCCCGGCCGGAGAUGCGCGAGCGUGCGCGGCGCGGGCGCAGUGCCCGGCCCCCGAAUGUAGUGACCAGAGCCUGCAGGUCAACGUGGUGCCCGUGGAGGAGAGCCAGCCCUGCCGGACGGCCGUGGCCGUGAGCCAGGAAUGCCAACAAAUCGUGCCUCACACCGAAGUUGUGGACUUGAAAGCGCAGCUUCAGAUGAUGGAGAACCUGAUCAGCUCUAGUCAGGAGACCAUCAAAGUGUUGUUGGGUGUUAUACAGGAGCUAGAGAAGGGAGAAGCUCACAGGGAAGGGCUUUCCUAUCGGACCGGUCAGGACACGGCCAAUUGUGACACAUGCAGGAACAGUGCAUGUAUUAUCUACAGCGUGGAAUUGGAUUUUAAACAGCAAGAAGAUAAACUACAGCCAGUUUUGAGAAAACUUCAUCCUAUUGAGGAAACUCAGGUUGCACCUUUGCCUUAUUCUCAGGAGAGCUACUCCUCUACUCCCAAGCAAAAAUCCAAAACUGAAUCAAAAAAGCACGGAAGAUGGAAACUCUGGUUCCUUUAACCCAAGUCCAUGACGUGUGGAGUUCAAGGCCUUCUUUGACAAAUCUUUGGAGCUCUGUCCAUCAUCUCUGACGGGAUUUGGUGGAAGGAGGAGUGUCCUGGCCAAGGGCAGCGUGCAGCUCUCACCGUGGCUACCCAAAGGCCAUUGUAGCGAUGGACUCGUGCCCAGGAGCCCGGGCUUGGGGAAAACCAACCCCCCCUGCCCACUUCCACCUGCAGUUUGCCAAUGUGGGAUGUAAAACCUCCACGGGAAUUGGGACAAAGAUGGGAAGUGAAACUGUUGCCACCCCCCACCCCUCGGCGGAUGCGAAAGCUCCGACCUGUUCAACCGGGAACGCUCCCGGCCCGCUGGGGGGGCUGGGUUGUUGUCUCUGGACAACAAGGAGGGGGAAGAACAACGAGCAAGCCUUAUGUUGGCAGUGGUGUUGAGUUUUACAGCUCCAUGUUGAUCGGGGAGUGCAGUUUUCAGCACAGAAUUCCUGGACAAAGCACAA
Messenger RNA from Sturnus vulgaris (Common starling), 1937 nucleotides. RefSeq names its product inhibitory synaptic factor 2A (gene INSYN2A). NCBI's taxonomy places the organism in Eukaryota, Metazoa, Chordata, Aves, Passeriformes, Sturnidae. The record is from RefSeq and is a predicted model, not a curated record. Gene Ontology annotation, biological process: inhibitory postsynaptic potential. Gene Ontology annotation, cellular component: postsynaptic density.